GUUCGCGACUUGCCAGCGGGCUGGCGACCUGGAGUUUUCAGGUUUCCUUCAGUUGUGACGUACGCAAUAUGGCGGAAACGGGAAUAUGUUUGAUGUUAUCUUAAGUUCUACGUGGAUAAUUUGAUAUUUUUCAUUAAUAUUAAAAAUUAAUUAUCUAUUAUGAUGGAGGAAGUUGGUGAUGAUACUAAUGGGGAAUCCACGUUUGAAUUUGUUGGUGAUAAAACUGAUGAAAAUUUACUUCAUUCAGGCCCUUCAGAAAGCUCUCCUAUUCCUACAUUGGAGCAAUUAACUCUCUCGUCAAAUAUUGAUUUAAAUAGAGAAGAAACUAAAGCCACAUUUGUAACUGCACUUGGUAAUUUACCUCCACCACAGCCAACUCCAUUUUUUCCCACUGUUCCUCAAGGAAUUGAAAAUACUAUUACAUCAUCAUUGUAUAUUCCUUCCAGACCUAUUCCAUCUGUCUUGCCAGAAUCUGUGUAUUCAACUACAUCUAGCUCUCCAAUUCUUAAUCCUGCUGUUACUACGAUCACUCAACCUGUUAGUGCCAUUUCUAUACCAACUGCAACUGUUGAUCUACCAAUUGAUGAAUAUCCAGCCACAAAAUUGUCAUCACAAGAGGGAAAUGGAAUGUGGGGAUGGCUCAAAAGCAGUGAUUUGCUUAAUAAAGUGGCAGAGAAAGCAAAGAAUUCUGUUGAUACAAUGAUAACAACACUAGAUCCUGGAAUGAAAGAAAUUAUAUAUUCGGGUGGAGACAUCAGCAUUGUUGUUGCUUCUGAUAAAGAAGUUAAAGUAUCUCCAAUUAGAGAAGCUUUUCAACAUGUUUUUGGGAGAGCCACUGUCGAAGGAAUAGCAGCUCAAUCUUAUAAUAUUGCUGCUCAACCUGUAGGAUUUGCAGUUGCAUUGAAAGCUGCUGAAGAAAGAAUUUCUACUCUCAGACAACAAGGAUCCAUACAUGAACAUCAGCCAGCAGUAGCUAUAGAAAAUUUUUUGGCUGAAUUAACUCCAGAAAGAUGGUAUGAUAUAGGGUGUCUAGUUUUACACGAUCCGAGAGCUAACAUAACACUUCAUACUUACACUCAAGCGACCCCCAUCCCCAGCGAAUACAUUUUGCAAGCUCAAGACCAGACUCCGCCGGAUUAUCCUCUGAGAUGGUCGGGACUGGCUGUAACAAUAGGACAGGUGACGAGCACGGUUCUGGGAGUGUCCCGCACAGAAUGGCACCAGAGACUCGUCGGUAUUUCGAGACGAGAGAUGCUUCUCUUAGCCGCCAGAUCUCUAGCUGGAAUGUAUAAAAAUUACCUGAAUAGAUAAUAUUGUUUGUAUAUUUAUAUAUAAAUAUAUCAAAAGGAAACAUGGUUGAAAGUUUGUUUGUUUUUUAAAUUAAUGCCUUUUUAAUGCAUUCAAUAAUGCAAAUAUUGUAAUUUUAUUUCUGCA
Molecule: messenger RNA, 1434 nt
Organism: Centruroides sculpturatus (bark scorpion)
Lineage: Eukaryota; Metazoa; Arthropoda; Arachnida; Scorpiones; Buthidae
Product: protein PRRC1-like
Exons: 8
Coding region: 160-1311 (383 amino acids)
Biological process (GO): activation of protein kinase A activity
Cellular component (GO): cytoplasm
Molecular function (GO): protein kinase A regulatory subunit binding
Source: RefSeq, a predicted model, not a curated record